AGGCGAAAAGGCGAAGAGAAAGUUGAUACGGUUCCAGCUGGAGGUGGCGGGCGCAAACGUUCGAGACGAAGUGGCGGGGGUUAGAAAGAAGAAUGCGUUGGGGGUGGGGGAGGAUGUCCCGCGGGGAGGUAAAAGAAAUUCACAAAAGGGAAAGGAGAAAUAGAAAAAGGGAGAGGGGAGACGAGAGGUUGAGAGGGAAACGACGAAGAAGAUUGAAGAUUGAAGAUGUUGUUGUUGUUAUUGUGAGAGGGGCUCGAAUCUUUUUCGGCGGUACGUUGACAAUACCAGGUGUUGUUACCCUUUUACCGUCCGUAUACUUACUGGAGUACUUCCCAAGAUAGAUCACAAACUCGUCUAUCUCUAAAAGAUCGGUCUAGGACGAAACGGAAAAUAUUACAAAUAAUAAGACUCAAAACAGGAAAUAAUGGCGAAGAAGGAAAUUUCAAAGCAGUGUCAAUGCGUGACAGCCACUCAAGACUUUCUAUAUCAAAG
Aspergillus pseudonomiae is the source of this 492-nucleotide messenger RNA. RefSeq lists its product as uncharacterized. The coding region runs from base 93 to 341 and encodes 82 amino acids. The transcript has a single exon. The record is from RefSeq and is a predicted model, not a curated record. NCBI's taxonomy places the organism in Eukaryota, Fungi, Ascomycota, Eurotiomycetes, Eurotiales, Aspergillaceae.